Messenger RNA from Musa acuminata AAA Group (dessert banana), 2154 nucleotides. RefSeq names its product FHA domain-containing protein DDL-like. The coding region runs from base 930 to 1388 and encodes 152 amino acids. Lineage: Eukaryota; Viridiplantae; Streptophyta; Magnoliopsida; Zingiberales; Musaceae. The record is from RefSeq and is a predicted model, not a curated record. The transcript is spliced from 6 exons.
UUUUCUGGGCUUAGGGUUAGGGUUUGGACUGAGAAGCCGCGAGGAAACCGGCAAUCGUGGAGGGGCGUGGAGAAGCCGGGAGUGGCCGAAACGGAUCCAUUCCAUGGCAGUAUGGGACCCGUUUUACUCGGUUGCGGGAACUUCGUGCGCAAAGUUCACAUGGCGUCCGUCAUCGGAGCCGAACUCUUCGUCGUCGUCGUCUAGGGUUUCAUGCAUUCCCGCUCCUGCCUUUUUCUCAGUGCGGCUUUCCUUCUCCAUUGGCAAUUUUUGCCCUUUCUCACGCAUGGAUAUCCUCGCAUUUAGGAUUGUCAUAGACUUUGUUCUCGUUCUUGGUUUUAUCCAACUGCUAGGCGAGUAGGAUCGUGAUGGCAGGAGCAUAAGUACGUUGGCUGCUUCAAAACUAGGGCUUUUUAACAUGGCUUAUGGAGUUUCCUUUUUGCCCUUUCGUAUGAUGGUUUGAAGUUAGGGUUUUGCCUUGGUUUUUAUAGAAAUUACCAAUUUCUAAAAGUUUGUGCUUUUUGAGUCCCAUUAUUUUGUUUCAUGUUAUCAACCAAGGUGCGAUUUUGCUUGUUAUUUUGACUGUAGUGUUUAUUCGGACGAUCUUAAGGUGAUUUAUGGGCUAAAAGGAGCUCGAGCUCGACUUUCUUUUCUUUUUCCUUUUUUAUGUUGAAUGUAGGAUCUACGGCCACUCUGUUGCAAAGAUGGCGCCUGCUGUGGAAUGCAGGAAAUGCAAACGACGGGUCUCAUCUGAUAGGUCCAGUUCUCCUAAUAGUGAUCGUCAUUCCCCUCUCAGGAGGACCUCCUUUCGAAGAGAAAGAUCGCCUGCUCCUCAGAAGAGCUCUCCAGAACUAGGUCACUGACUAAGAAUUAAUUGAGCUCAGUCUCCAGUGAAAGCAAAUGUGUCCGAUCGAGCUAGGUCAGCUAAACACAUGCGGCAGCUCAAGGCUAGUGCUUCACGCUCACUAUCAGCACAAACCAAUCGUUUAAAACGAGCUCAAGCUGAGAGGUCACUAGAUAGAGAGCAUGGGGGAAAAUUAGGCAAGGAAGAUCAUGAUAAAGGGAGGCACAAAAGACAUAUGGAGGUUAAAGAUUUUUCAAGGGAUAGGAAAUCAUCAAGAGAGAAGAAUGAUGGUGUUUCAUCAAAAUCAUCAAGUCGGGAUCAUUCAAAUUCCCCAAGGGAUAGUUCCCUGCCCCUUACUAGGGCUUCGAAGGUUGGGCACGGGGUGACGUGUCUGCAAAAGCCAUCAUUUGAGCUGUCUGGGAAGCUUGCUGAGGAGACUAAUAGAGUUCAAGAUAAACAGAGCCUCUAUAUGUGCACCGGCAGAAUCUUUACCUUUGUGGUAGAGAAGAGGGGUUGCAGACAUCCCAACAGAUCAUCCAUCUUGUAGCAAACAACAUGCUGUUAUCCAGUAUAGGCUUGUUGAAAAGGAACAACCAGAUGGUUUAACAUCAAAACAAGUAAGGCCUUAUCUAAUGGAUCUUGGAAGUACAAAUGGGACAUUUAUAGAUGAUAAUCAUAUUGAACCACAACAUGGUAUUAUGAACUUGAAAAGGAUACUAUUAGGUUUGGCAACGGUAGGUAUGAUUAUUAGUUUCACAUGAUUUUAAUUUUGUUUCCUCUGGAUAUAAACAUGUUCAUUUCUCUUUUGCAGUAGUAAAACCAAUGUUAGAUCUCCAAUUAUUAAAUGUUAAUAUGACCUCGUGUUUUUAUAAAGCAUAAGCCACGACAAUGAUCGCUAACUGUGCUCAUGUUGUUGCACUUGUAUUUCAAAGUUAUUUUAUUCUAAUCGGCAUGAAAGCAUGACUUGCAAAUUUUUAAAUGAGAGGAGAAGAAGCUGCCCCCAAUUAUGGUAUAACUAACUCAUCAUCAUAUCUAACAUACGUCAAUAUACUUGCUUGCAGCCAGGAAUAUGUAUCAUUACAUGAGAACCCGGGUUGAAAAGCCAAUCCUAAAGGAUUGUUGAUCCAACAAUCAGUCCGUUGAAAUUGCUGCAUUUGUUUUUGUUAUUGCUGGCUUAGCCAUUCUGGUGAGCAAAAUUUCUGAUGCUUUAGAGUGCACUGUUUUGUUCAGAUAAGAGCUAUUUUUGUAUAUGAUUUUGACGAUACUGGAGUUUCUCUGAUGCCGAAUUCACAUUUAUUGUUUCUUUUUAUCAU